UUUGACAUAUUCUGUAACUUUGGCAAGCUAGAAUUUUUUAAGUGGAUUUUCAAUUUAUUACAAAUAAAUUUACCAAAGAAUUCCAAGAUCUGUGUAUUAAUAUUGUGUAGUUCAUAAAUUGUAAUGGAAGGCGUUUUAUGGAAGUGGACAAAUUACUGGAACGGUUGGCAAACGAGGUGGUUUAUCUUGGACAAUGGUAUCCUGUCAUAUUAUAAAUCGCAAGAGGAAGUGAACCAAGGCUGCAAGGGCUCAGUGAAAGUAUCUGUGUGCCAAAUAAAUGUGAACCAAAUAGAUUCAACUCGAAUGGAUCUUGUAAUACCAGGCCAGCAGCACAUGUACCUGCGGGCUCCGUCUCCUCAAGACCGACAGAAGUGGCUUGUGGCUUUAGGAAGUGCAAAAGCCUGUGUGGACUCUAAACCUGAUCAAAAAGGGUCUGGAGAUCCUAAUUCCGUGGGGCACAAGAAAUCUGAACUGCGGUUAUACUGUGACCUGCUCAUGCAGCAAGUACAUGCUGUAAAGAGUGCAGCCAACACAGAGGGUGGACCAGAAGUUCAGACCCUUGAAGAUGCCUCGAGCCUCCUAUCUGCUACCUGCGACACCUUCAUCAGAACUCUAGAAGAUAUAAUGAAGCUGACUAGCGGUCCCACUACACCCAUGACCACACCUUAUGAAAUGCCUGUACCCAAUCUCGCUAUGCCUAAAAAUGGCCCAAGCAAAUCGCAAGUAAACAUCAAAACACCUAGACAAAGUUUAACUAGAUCUGUAUCACAAGAAAAUAGAUGAAUUUCAUGUAUAUAUUGUAUAUCAACAUAACCUAAAAAGAUUUCUAAGAAUUAUUUGACAUCACUACCAAAACAUGGUAAUAUACAUAUUGAGCAAAAAUUUAUAGAAAAAUAUUUUUAUAUAAUGUGAUUAAUUGCUUUAAAUAUUUAGGUGUUAUUUUCCAAUCAUUCCUAUGUAAAAACCAUGUAUCACUUAAAUAUAUAAUUUGUAAAUUGUACCUAUUUUAGUAGUUUGUGAAGACAUUGUAGAGAAAAAUGUAUUGUACUUAGAUUUAUUUCAACUAGUCUUUAUUAAGUUUUAUUUUUUAUGUAACAAGUUUUUGAGGUCGUUUGCGGGAUAAAAUGCCUGGUACUGGCAACGUGGCAAAUUAUAAUUUUACGAUUUUUUUUUGUGGCCCAAAAACCGAAGUGAGGUUUGUUUAUACAGUACCUUGCUCUUUGUUAUUAUGUAAUUCAUGAUAUUGGUAUUUCUUGUGCAAAUUCACUAAAGAAUCCGGGAACUCGCAAAGUUUAAAUUAAGCUUUUGACCCCUAGACCCCCUUGUCAAAAAAAUGCUACUGAAUAAUAACCUAUAAAUAUGGUUCAUAACUGUAAUAAAAAUGUGAUUUCCUAACCCUUUGAACGCCAUGGACCACUUAACGUGGUAUGGGGAACGUUGUUAAAACAGCUUUCCUACUGUCAGUUAAGUUUCAUAGUUGUUUUUUGACCCGAUAGGAAAAGGUUAAACUCUACUAUGUAGAGACAGGGCGCUGAAGGCUUUUAUCGUAGCUAUUACUGAUGUGCAAAGAUUAUUGUUUGUAGUUGUUUUUUGGUGUCAAUCUUGUCGCAAUUCCUGUAUGACCAACAUUUUCAGAAUUUCUGACACCCCAAUUGGCGUAAGUUGUUAACAAAAAUUAACUCGCUGUCAGUUUCGUGACGACAAUUUAAGCAUAAAAUCUGUCUUAAAAUUUAC
Messenger RNA from Leguminivora glycinivorella, 1734 nucleotides. Its product is annotated as pleckstrin homology domain-containing family A member 3-like. Gene Ontology annotation, cellular component: early endosome; recycling endosome; trans-Golgi network. NCBI's taxonomy places the organism in Eukaryota, Metazoa, Arthropoda, Insecta, Lepidoptera, Tortricidae. The transcript is spliced from 5 exons. Gene Ontology annotation, biological process: receptor recycling; endosome organization; retrograde transport, endosome to Golgi. Bases 124 to 783 code for a protein of 219 amino acids. The record is from RefSeq and is a predicted model, not a curated record.